This is a messenger RNA of Prunus persica (peach), 979 nucleotides long. Its product is annotated as membrane-anchored ubiquitin-fold protein 3. The record is from RefSeq and is a predicted model, not a curated record. Bases 295 to 651 code for a protein of 118 amino acids. Lineage: Eukaryota; Viridiplantae; Streptophyta; Magnoliopsida; Rosales; Rosaceae. The transcript is spliced from 3 exons. Gene Ontology annotation, molecular function: protein binding.
GCUUUCAUACUAUCGAUCUUUUGACCUCGAACGACGUCGUAGUCAGCUUUGGCAACACUUUUUCUUCUUCAGCAGCUCACCCCCAACAAGAAGCACCAACCUUCAACCUCCGUAGAAGAAAGAAAUACAAGAAGAAGAAGAGUCUCAGAAUUGCUUAGGCUGAUCGUCUGCUACGCGAAAGGAAAAGGGUCGGGCUUCAGAAGUGCCAGAGUGCCAGAGUGCCACGUUGCCACGUGGAAGCAAUCAGUCGGUGGAUAGGUGAAAAGUCGAAAGUCAAAAGCUUGACGGGGAGAGAUGCCGGAGGAGGAUUUGGUGGACAUAAAGUUCAGGUUGUAUGAUGGUUCCGAUAUUGGGCCGUUCAGCUACUCAUCGGCCUCCACCGUUGAUAUGCUUAAGCAGAGGGUCGUCUCCGAUUGGCCCAAAGGCAAAACUAUGACACCCAAGACAGCUAAUGAAGUGAAACUGAUGAGUUUUGGCAAAAUUUUGGAAAACAACAAGACAGUGGGUCAAUGCAAAUUACCUUUUGGUGAUGUUGGUGGGGGAGUUAUCAUAAUGCAUGUUGUUGUACAGCCAGCUAUAGAAAAGGCUAAAACAGAAAAGAAGGUUGAUGAUUUGCCCCGGAAAGUUGUCUGCUCCUGUUCCAUAUUGUGAAAGAAACUGUUUGAUGUUGGGAUCUGAUGACUUGGGAAUGAAUGAUUUGGCUACAGUAACCAUCUCCGGGCAUACGUUUGUUCAUUUUUCUUGCAGCACCAAUGUGUACAAGUUGUGAUGUGUGUACAGAAAACCAUGUUGUUGGUGAUUUCAAUAGUUGCAAGGCUUUUGUCUUCCACCAUCACAGAUUGCUUUUUCUUUUGUUCAUCUAUCCAUUUGUUAUGUGCCUUUUCCUGUGUCUUGUCCUAUAGGUUUGCUUGGAUGAUUGUAGCAGUAAUACAAAGCUGUAUAGACCUUAUUAAUGCAAAGAUCCACAGUUCAACUACAA